Messenger RNA from Prorocentrum cordatum, 2076 nucleotides. Lineage: Eukaryota; Dinophyceae; Prorocentrales; Prorocentraceae. The record is from the annotation of a GenBank genome assembly.
CCAAUGUUCGCUUCAAAGCAGCCCCAGAGGCUUCCCGUAACCAUUUGGUUCAAGCGCGCUGUUGACGAGAACUCCGUACACAUUCGCUUCAACUGUACAAUUUGCUACGGCUAUUGCAAAGCAUGUAUACACUUGGAUUGAUCUUCCACUUAACGCAUACUUGGGCCAUGGCAAUACAUCAAGGCGUUCUCACAGACUAUGCUGAUGAGUGGCUGGCUUUCGAGGACCAGAUGUGUGCGGGCGAAGUUUAUGUCGCUCGUACUUCUGGGGCUGCUGCGGCCAGCCCUGAUCUAUGUUACCAGCUGAUGCUCACUACAGUCGGAGACGCUUCCGUGAACCCUGACAUCGUGGUGCUGACGCGCGACCGCCCCACUGCUUGCUACGCCGUGAUGGCCGGAAACGACUGCACAUCGAGGCUCGCAGCUUCCGGCUUCGCCGUGUACUUGAAGAGGGCGUCCCGGACGCUCCCUGGGCCUCCCGCGCCCUUGCCGAGGUCGCUUGUGGUCGCCAAUUCAUCGCGAGCCCUUGGGGCAGGAGGGCAGGGAGAAGACCAGCUGCGAGCGUGUCCGGCAAACGGGGUCUGCAACAAGGCCAUUGCAGGGCCUUGCCGGACGUGCGUUCACACAAUCGACAGCUACUGCGCUUCCAAUAGCUGGGACACUUACUGCUACUCCGCGUGCUGCUCCUCCACGUCAUUCACCCUCGGUGCGAGUUGCGCUUCGUCUUGCUCUACACCGUAUACGCCGAACCCGACGCCGAACCCGACGCCGUACCCGACGCCGAACCCGACGCCGAACCCCACGCCGAACCCGACGCCGAACCCCACGGCGAACCCGACGGCGUACCCGACGCCGAACCCGACGCCGAACCCGACGCCGAAUCCGACGCCGAACCCAACGCCGAACCCCACGGCGAACCCGACGGCGUUCCCCACGCCGAAACCGACGCCGAAUCCGACGCCGAACCCAACGCCGAACCCAACGCCGAACCCAACGCCGAACCCAACGCCCCACGCCGAACCCGACGCCGAAUCCAACGCCGUACCCAACGCCGUACCCGACGCCCUACCCGACGCCGUACCCGACGCCGUACCCGACGGCCUUCCCGACGCCCUUCCCCACGGCCUUCCCGACAGCUUACCCGACGCCUUACCCGACGCCUUACCCGACGCCCUACCCGACGCCCUACCCGACGGCGUUCCCGACGGCCUUCCCGACGGCGUUCCCGACGGCCUUCCCGACGGCGUUCCCGACGGCCUUCCCCACAGCUUUUCCGACGGCCUUCCCCACAGCUUUCCCGACGCCCUACCCGACGGCUUUCCCGACGCCCUUCCCGACGCCCAGCCCGACGCCCAGCCCAACGUAUCCUUUGGGUUGGCCGACGCCACAUCCAACGUUUCCUCCCGCAGCUCCUAUGGCGGGUGGAGCCGCCGGAGGCGUGGCUGCCACUGGCGAUCCCCACCUUCAAAAUGUCCACGGCGAGCGGUUCGAUUUAAUGAAGGCAGGUGCACAUGUUUUGAUAAACAUCCCUCGUGGAGUGAGCGCUGCAGACGCAUUGCUUCGUGUGCAGGCCGAUGCGCGCCGACUGGGUGGAACUUGCUCGGAUAUGUACUUCGACGAAGUGAACGUUACAGGCUCUUGGGCGGAGGCUAAGCAAGUUGGAGGGUAUCACUACAGCGUCCGGCAAAUCGUCGCAAAUAUUCCUCAAUGGGUUAUUAUUGGCAAUGUUGAGUUGAAAGUCGUCCAUGGACGCACGGAGAGAGGCAUCCAGUACUUGAAUGUGUAUGUGAAGCAUCUGGGGCGAUCAGGGUUUGCUGUCGGAGGCUUGCUGGGGGAAGACGACCAUCAAGACGCGAUGACUCCCCAAGCGUCGUGUACCAGACACACGGCCCUGGCGGACGUGGUGGCGAGUGGCCAGGCUCCUUCCUCCGAGUUGUCAGUUGCAACGGCAACCUUCGCGUGAACAUGGGGGAUAUUUUCGAACGUGAGUGUGUGACAAGUGUGCCCCUUCGGGCGACGCGUGAUUCAGUUUGCGCCUUUCUUGUGGAGUUCUUGUUUCACGGUGAUCCGAAGCAAA